Lentinula edodes (shiitake mushroom) is the source of this 627-nucleotide messenger RNA. RefSeq lists its product as uncharacterized. The annotation marks the transcript as partial. The record is from RefSeq and is a predicted model, not a curated record. NCBI's taxonomy places the organism in Eukaryota, Fungi, Basidiomycota, Agaricomycetes, Agaricales, Omphalotaceae. The transcript is spliced from 2 exons.
AAGCUCAGGAUGCAAAAUUCAGACUUGAAAUCACAGCUUGCCCUCGCAAAACGACACAAGCAUUUAGGGAAGACAGUAGGAAACGCAGAUCCAAAUAUAAACCAUGAACUUGUGGUGAAGCUGGCGAAGAAGUACACUGUGAUGGUAUAUCCUUGGCCUACUUCAAAUCUUUUUAUGAGCUUUCCGCCAAACAAUUUACCUGAUCCCGAAUCCCCGGAAAGAUUCAAGGAUGAAAGUGCUUUUGAGGCUGGUCUUAUAAACGAGCUCCAUCUGUAUUUGAAUGACCGAGAUCUUCGCAAAAAAGCAGCAGAGUAUAGUCCAUUCCAAAAAUCUUUUCUACAACAAGCAAAGCAAGGCCGGAGUUCAGCCCUGCAUACAAUACGCGAGUGUGCUUCCAUUAUCAUGCAAGGCAUCAAUGUCGAGGCCGCUGUAUGGGUAACCAAAGCAAAUUUGUUGCGCCGGAAUUCCACAACAUUAAGACUUCAGCUUGAAUUUCCCGGAUCUUCAGCUGUAAAUGAUAUAUUUUCCCCUAUAUUCUAUCCCAACGGAAUUCGCGAUGAUACAAAAUUGUUCAUGAAUGAUUUUCAACCGAAGGUGCGUAUUUCCUUGAUUAAUAUAUCUAUAUAG